AAAUCCGAAAUUUCCCACCUCUCGUUGCUCCGAUCCCCACCUCUAUCUAAAUUCUAAACACCACUCUCUCUGUCUCUCAAAACACCAAUACCACACUCUCAAUUUCACUUCCAAUCGCCAACGAAAGAAACAAAGAAAGGGGAAGAGAAAAAAUGGCUGCAACUUCCGCAGUUUCUAUGGCGAUGCCAUUGACCAGCGCCAGCCAGAAGAAGGCCCCAAACUCCGAGGCCUUCCUCAGGCCAUUGCCCGUUAGGACAUCCAAGGCCGUCACGGUGGCACCGAGAUCGACCGGGAAGCUCGAGGUCAGAGCUUCGAUGAAGGAGAAGGUUGUGACCGGGCUCACCGCCGGGGCGAUGACUGCAUCGAUGGUGAUCCCUCAGGUGGCCGAGGCAGCCGGUCCAGGAGUCUCUCCAUCGCUAAAGAACUUCUUGCUCAGCAUUGUCGCUGGAGGAGUUGUUUUCGCGGCCAUUGUCGGCGUCGUCAUCGGAGUCUCCAACUUCGAUCCCGUUAAGCGGAGCUGAGGGAGAGACUGAAGUUUGUUUUUUUUUUAGUUUCUCGAGAAUUUUAUGGCAAGAUUCUUGAUUUCAAAGUUUUCAUUAAUGUAAUCUGUUGUGUAAUGGUGUUUAUGUGUUCUGUGGUGUAAUAUGCGACUCCUCUCUUUUCAUCAGCCUUUCUUUAUUUUCUGCGGAA
Messenger RNA from Morus notabilis, 690 nucleotides. RefSeq lists its product as uncharacterized. Bases 153 to 521 code for a protein of 122 amino acids. Gene Ontology annotation, cellular component: photosystem II; membrane. The transcript has a single exon. Gene Ontology annotation, biological process: photosynthesis. NCBI's taxonomy places the organism in Eukaryota, Viridiplantae, Streptophyta, Magnoliopsida, Rosales, Moraceae. The record is from RefSeq and is a predicted model, not a curated record.